Messenger RNA from Polyodon spathula (Mississippi paddlefish), 4154 nucleotides. Its product is annotated as failed axon connections homolog. Lineage: Eukaryota; Metazoa; Chordata; Actinopteri; Acipenseriformes; Polyodontidae. The transcript has 7 exons. The record is from RefSeq and is a predicted model, not a curated record. Gene Ontology annotation, cellular component: cytoplasm. The coding region runs from base 90 to 1163 and encodes 357 amino acids.
GCAGGAGGAGAGCGGCUGCGGAAGGAUGCUGUUCCCGGCGCAGAGACCCGAAGCAAGGAAAAUGCUCCCUUUUCGACUACAGCGGGAUCAUGUCGGGGCUGGGGUCGGAUUCUUGGUGGAAGAAAACCCUGUAUUUGACCGGGGGUGCCCUUCUCGCCGCCGCUGCCUAUCUUUUACAUGAGCUGCUUGCCAUCAGAAAGGAGCAGAAGGUAGAUUCGAAAGAUGCAAUUAUUCUUCAUCAAUUCUCAAGGCCAAAGAAUGGAGCGCCUAGUUUAUCACCAUUUUGCUUGAAGAUGGAAACAUACCUUCGAAUGGUGGAUUUACCCUACCAGAAUUAUUUUGAUGGCAAACUUUCUCCCCAAGGGAAGAUGCCGUGGAUUGAAUACAACAACGAGAAAGUGUCAGGCACUGAAUUCAUUAUUGACUUUUUAGAGGAAAAACUCGGAGUAAACUUAAACAAGAACCUGAACCCGCAUGAGAAAGCGGUGUCCAGAACAGUGACUAGAAUGGUUGAAGAGCACUUUUAUUGGACUAUUGCUUAUUGCCAGUGGGUUGACAAUCUCCAGGAGACCCAGAAGAUGCUUUCCCUCUCAGGCCCGCUCAGUGACCUUCUCAAGUGGAUCCUCAGUCACCUCACCAGGGGCAUUGUGAAGCGGGAGAUGUAUGGACAUGGGAUAGGGCGAUUCUCCAAGGAGGAAAUCUAUGCACUGAUGGAAAAAGACAUGCGGACAUUAGCAGCUUUAUUAGGUGAGAAGAAAUAUAUAAUGGGACCGAAGCUUUCCACAGUGGAUGCCACUGUGUUCGGGCAUUUGGCUCAGGCUAUGUGGACGCUACCAGGAACGAGACCCGAGCAAUUGAUCAAAGGAGAGCUUAUUAACCUGGCCAUGUACUGUGAGAGGAUAAGGAGGAAGUUCUGGCCUGAGUGGUGUGACUACGGCGACUUGCUUUAUGAUUACAAGGAAAACAGCGAGGACAACGUGACACCAACACAGCUGCAUGGUUACGGCUUGUACUCACGGACUGAGACUUUCGACGAAGAAGUAACCGAAAACAGCUUCUCCUGCUCCCAGACCCCAGAUACAGAUUAUAACGAGGUCUUUGACUCUGACGUAGACAUGGAGGAGUCCGAUCAAGAGCAUCACAAAGUGGAAUCUUUUAAAUAAAGAAGACAAAAUGGUAAGUAGGUAAUCACUCAUCUUCCGUGAAAUCGAGGGGUUUGUAAUAUAUAACCAAACAUACAUAAUUAUGUUUAUGUUAUGAGCAAAAUAGUUUUAAAACAAUAGUAAAAAAUGAAACAGAAGGAGCUCUGAAUGUGGAAUUCUGAAUAGUAAAUGGUUUCUAUUGCAGAGUGGGAUUUUAAUUUGUUUUUAAAAUGAUAAUUUAAUUUGUUUUAUAGUAACUGAAAAUACAAACAGGUUUCUAGAUGCACUAAAGAAAUGGACCAAUUGCUUCAAUUUGGACAUCAGUGUUAUAGCAGUUUUUUUUUUUUUAACAUAUUUUUGAAUAUGUUAUCUUAUCAUCCAAACCAUGAAAAUAACAACACACUGUAGCCUUACUUUCUUGUCACAUUUAUGUUAAUGGGUUACUGAACACUUCUGCUAUUUCACUGCAUUACAUGAUAGCAAAAAUUCUAAUUUAACCUAAGGACACAUGGCACCCAUGGUACGCAUUCUGGUCCAUUGUCUUUGCAGCUUUGGAAUGUAACAAUGAAACACUAUGUUAAGACACACUAUACCAACUACGAGGAACCAGUUAUGGAUGAGAAAUCCUUCUUGCCAUGUCAGACUACACAUGGAUCUUAAUGAUUUACUCUAAACAGUUAGACUGUUAAUGUUACAAACAACAAAGUCAUACUGAAAUAUCGGACUUGUUUGUUAUAUCUUACAUGUUAAACAUUGACAGUUUAAUAUGCUGUAAUAAUCUCAAAAAAAAAAUAUGUAAAUUUCUCUUUGGUGUGCAGUUUAGUAUACCUUGAUAAAUUAGGCCCUAAUACUCUAUCCAGGGUUUUUCUUCCACUGUAUUGUGAUUGUAUUUGGUGCUAUAAAUAAGCGAGUCACUAAAUGAACUCUGGAAGAAGUUAAGGGGGUGGCUGUUCAUACUAUUAAAAUACGUCCCAUUGGGUGAAACAUGACUCUAACCAAUCCCAUGUGUGAGUGGCAGACUGGGUGAGUUGAUAUCUGCAUACACACAAAAUGUGUUACUGAUUGCUUUAAAGGCAAGCAAACCAAUGCUUUGAAUCCUAGUUCCUUACCUCUUAUAAGCUUAAUGAACCCACUGUUUUAACACCUAUUACUGGUCCCCCCCUUUUAUUGUAUUUAUUUAAUCUUUUGGUUCUUCACUUAUAUUCACAUUUUAAAGAUACAACACUACAAGCUAAUGCAUCUCGAUACCUUUGCUGUAGGUGCAACUAGGCCCUUGGAGUGUGUUUAACAAAAACACAUGAGGUGAUUAGGUACCAGGCAGCAGCAGUAGCAAAUAUCUCCAUAUCCCAAAUUAAAGUGUAAAAUACAAGCAAGGAACCAAACGAUCCUCAAUGCAAUAAAAGGGGGGACCAUUGGUCAUAUUGUUAAUUCCAAUAAGAGGUGAGAAUAUGGAUUUUAAAACCUUGGUUCGCUUUCCUUUAGUACCACUAUAAUAAGCAUGCCUGAUAUAGACAGGGGAUACACACCGUGGAGCUUUACUAUGAAUAGGUCAAGUAAUUCAUUGAUCCAUUCCUCAUUUAGCAGUUGUUAGGAGAGCCAGUCUACAGUGUGUGGUGAGGUUGGCAGGGAAGCAGUAACAAGUUUAUUGAUUGUUCCCCUCAUGUACAAACGGGACUUUAAAAAAAAAAAAAGCACUACCUCUUUUCUUUCGUUUCCAUUCUGCACAAUCAGUUUUCUAUACCUUUGCAUGUUCUGAAGAUAAAAGCAACUGCUGUACUUAAUGGUUCCUCUACUAAAUUAUCCACUGUAGUUUCACUGUACAACAUUAUGGGCCCUAUUUAGCAAAUUUGUGCGCAAUCGCUUUCGCUAGGACAAAAAUGACAGCGUUAGCGAGCUGCCAUGAUAGCGCACGAAAAUGUGAUUUAGAAAUCGUGUCUCAUGCAUGCGCUAACGCACAUCAAAUAAUGAAUCAUGUGCCCAGCCAGUCAAACACCACAGUGAGGGGAGUAAGGUUACAACCAAUAAGGAUUCAGCAUUCCCUUUAAGAGGAUCUGUGUAUCUGUGCAUAGUGAAUGCAUGAAACACAAGAAAGGAGACAAAAGAACAAAAAAAAAAAUGUCCAGCAACCCAAGUGAGGAGGAUGACCAGCCUCUCAAGCAAGGCUGUGAUUUUUUUUAGUAGCCUGGAGGUGGAGAGUGAAUACUUAUCAAAUUUAAAAAAAGUAAUCUUUAAGACUUUGUCUGACCUGCCUCGCACUUGCAGUAUCUGCAACCUCCUCCACUGGGGCUUCAAGUUCAGCAUCUGCUUUCCUCAAACCCAGUAAUCUUUCCUCAGUAAAUUCAACAUCACAUCCUUUACGGAGAGCGAUGUUAUGUAAAACACAACCAGUGAUGAUGAUAUUGCUAACCUUCUGAGGAGUGUACUGUAGUGUUCCCUCAGAGACAUCCAAACAUCAGAAUUGCAUUUUGAGGAUUCCAAAUUUUCGCUCAAUUACAGUAUGUGCACAUAAAGGUACAAAUGUACCUCUGUUUGGCAGGGGUCAUAGGGUUGAGCAGCAGGAUACCUGUUGUCCCGUAUCAACCAGUCUCUCAGACUGUCAUCCUGCUGAAACGCAGCUGCCACCUCUGAAUUAGCGAGGAUAAAUGAGUCAUGAGCAGAGCCAGGAUGGUUUGCAUACACAUUUGUGAUGUAGUUGUUGGCAUCACACACUUCUUGCACGUGUAAAGGUGCCUAUUCUGUGUUGGUGCGUGUAGCUGAACAUAUUUGCAAUCGAUGGCUCCCAGGACACCAGGAAACACACACCUCCCAAGAAACCCCUGCUUUAUAUUUUGUUGCAGUGUGUGAGAGACAGGGAAAUGGAUGAAUUGUCCUGCCCGCUUUACUAAAACUAAAACUAAAGCUGCAGGUACAUGUUGCAAUGCACAGCCGACUGGCUCAUGUCUGCAGUAUACUGUAAAGGCAUAAAUAUUUGAAAGCCUUUUAUUAUGCAUUUUUUAUGUAUGAAAAAAAAAA